This is a messenger RNA of Oppiella nova, 735 nucleotides long. The record is from the annotation of a GenBank genome assembly. Lineage: Eukaryota; Metazoa; Arthropoda; Arachnida; Sarcoptiformes; Oppiidae.
AAUUGACAUUCAGAGCAACGGUUCGGAAAUUAUGGAAACAUAAGAGGUAUUGAUAUAAAUCAGAAGAACUUUGCAUUCGUUCAGUUCGAGCGCAUAGAAGAGGCACAGAAUGCCUGUCAGUGUGAGAAUGGAUCCAAUUAUGGCAACAAGAAAAUCGAGGUGCGCCUGUUUGACAAGAGCGGUCAUCCCACCAAAGGUCGGCCCAAGAAUGGCAAUCCCAAUAGGGAUAGGAGUCGUAGCCCACAAAGAGGGCCAAUGGGUAAUCGGCCUCCAAUGGGUGGACCCACAGGGACCAGACACGGAUCUAUGAUACCAAAUAUGAAUCAAUAUAUGGGUGAUGAGUACCCGCCAUAUCAGGCACCGCCGCCAAUGCCCUCUACAGAACCAGUGGUCGGCAAUGAGAUCGAAAUCAUUGUCGUUAGUAAAGAGCAAUGGGGUUACGCCGAUAUGAUUGAGAAACGCAUUAAACAGGAGUCUGGGAUCCGUUUCAUUGAUAUGCUGUUUCUUCAUUCGCCCGCUUCUCUUAAUCUUACACUCAAUGAUCUCUUUGCGAGACAAACUUUGUAUGCGUUAGUCAUCGCACCCGUCAAUGAGGAACAUAUGUCUGUCACUCUUCACGUCCUCCACAACCAAACGGAGCACCGAAAUAUGCCUCUGGAAGACGCCAUCCAAUUGAUAAACAAUGACUUCAGAGCAUUCAAUGAGUCGGGAGGUGUGGGCCCCACGGGGCCGAUG